Messenger RNA from Gamsiella multidivaricata, 822 nucleotides. RefSeq lists its product as uncharacterized. Lineage: Eukaryota; Fungi; Mortierellomycota; Mortierellomycetes; Mortierellales; Mortierellaceae. The transcript has a single exon. Bases 128 to 703 code for a protein of 191 amino acids. The record is from RefSeq and is a predicted model, not a curated record.
GGAUGUGGGGGAUUCCCAUGAACCCAAAGCAUGGCUUCAAAGGAGUACUGUCGCUACAGACGCUCAGUUGUCACUGCUACAUAGGGAUUCUAUCCGCCCAUCCUCUUCACAAAGCCCUGCACCGACAAUGGGCGAUAGGAGCCGGAGUUACAAUAGUCCAAGGAAUGACAACAUCAAUAGCAGUAGCAGCAGCAGCGUCCACAGCGGCGGCACACGAUCCCUGCGUAUCCAUUCUCAGAUACCCGCUCAAGCGUCUGCACAGGCGCGUGGGGUAGAAGCCGCGGUUGCAGAAAGACCCAGAACUGUCAGACACGACACUGUAUCCGCCUACACGACCCCAUUCUCCCCAGAAUGCCAGCGAUCAGAAACUGACCGUACUCACAGCAACACCGGUAGCAGGCGGCGUAUGGCCUCGCCCGUCCCUUCCUUUGCGUCCACACGGUCGACAUCCUCGCUGCUAGCUCCGCUGUCGUAUCCCUACACUGCGCCGACGGCCACCAUCCCGUCCACAGGUUCCUCUGAUAUAUUACCCGCAUUCACUACAUCAACAGGAGGUACUUCCCGUAGAAUGUUCUCCCGCGAGGCCGUCGUCCUGGGUACGCCAGAGACACCGAUCUCUUCCACAAGCGCCACUCCGAUCAAUGUCCGCGAGGCUGCUGCACUUAUGCACGAGCGAAGCCUUCUCCGAAGGCAUCGCCCUUAGCGAAACUUUUUUUACUUUUUCAAUACAUGAUGAAACUAUUAUGGAAGCUCGCGCAUCCUUCUAUAUAGGCGCUAUUGCGGGUUCUCUAGGUUCACCACAUUUGAGUAGACAUUCCGCAU